Molecule: messenger RNA, 1133 nt
Organism: Hemicordylus capensis (graceful crag lizard)
Lineage: Eukaryota; Metazoa; Chordata; Lepidosauria; Squamata; Cordylidae
Gene: CBY2
Product: chibby family member 2
Exons: 2
Coding region: 61-1020 (319 amino acids)
Source: RefSeq, a predicted model, not a curated record
GGAGCACUGGGGGCUCAGGCCCCUCAAUCUGUUUUUAGACACAGCCACUGGAAGGGGGAAAUGGAUUACAUCCCGCCACGUGUCAAGCUGAGUGAUGACACGUUUGUCUUUCUAGAUGGCAAAUGGGUGAAUGAAACCUACAUUCAGUCAGCAUUCGCUUCCUCUGCAGAAGCCCACCAGAGACAGUGCAGCAAGAAGGCUCAUAAUGAUUGGACCCUCUGGGAAGAGAACAAAGCCCUCUGGGAAGAGAAUAAAGCCCUCCGAAUGGAAAACAGGGUUCUCCGGGAAGAGAAUAAAGCACUCCAGUGCCUGCGGAUGGAAAACAAGGGCAUUCAGGUUAUCUAUGAUGAGAAUCUCCAGCAAGUCCUCCAGCAAGAAAAUAAGCCUUUAGCAACCCUCCCAGCCAUUGUAGGACUCCAGUGUGGUAUGGAAAACAAAUCCCUUCAAGUUAUCCGAGAAGAGAAUAAAGCCCUCCAGCUCUUCCGGGAAAAGAAUAUAGCUUUGAAAGUCUUCCCUGAGGAGAAGAAAUCCACCCCAGUCAUCCAGAAGGAAAAGCAAUCUGCUCCGUUAUUAGGAAAGGAAGAUGCCUCAGCCCAAGAAAACAACACCACAACUGCGAUCCAGGAAACUAACAAGACUGCAGCAGUCCAGUCAGUAAAAGCUGCCCAAGAAAUCCAAGAGGAGAGCAGGACUUUGGCAGUUCAGGGAACACAUAAAAUCUCCUUUUCAUCAUUAGAGGAGAAUGAGGCACUUGAAGCUGUCCAGAAACUGAACCAAACUGUGUUGUUCCUCCUUAGAGAAAAUCAAGUACUGCUGGAAGAAAAACAGGCUCUCCAGACUCUCCAGGGAGGGAACAAAAUUAUUUGGGAGGAGAACAAUCUACUGAAGCUCCAGCAGAACACAAUCAAAAGUGCAAUCAGUAAGAUUAUGUCUCAGAUGGCUGUGCUGCAAGAGGAGCUGAACUCCUUUGCCUCCGUGCAGGAGGUGGAGGGUGAAAUGAAGAAGCCAGCAAGUUGCUGAAAACUUAAUGGCUGCAGGGAGAGAUGGUGAAACUUUAGGCUGAAUACUAGGUAGUUCACAUUUGCAAAAUUAUCUCUCUCCCUAAAAUCUAAUAAAGCUCUGGAUUCAGGAAA